This is a messenger RNA of Aspergillus lentulus, 1323 nucleotides long. Its product is annotated as SIP1 domain-containing protein. Lineage: Eukaryota; Fungi; Ascomycota; Eurotiomycetes; Eurotiales; Aspergillaceae. Gene Ontology annotation, biological process: spliceosomal snRNP assembly. The record is from RefSeq and is a predicted model, not a curated record. Gene Ontology annotation, cellular component: nucleus; SMN complex.
AUGCCGGAGAAGCGGAAACCAUCCACAUCUGCCUCUGGUUCAUCGCCUUACUCUAAGCGUCCCCGUCCAUCGUAUGCAGAAGAGGAUGAUGCCGACGAGAUGACGCCCGCCGUGACACCCUACGAACGCCCUCGCAACCACCCCGUGUAUGGGCAAAAGAGCGCCUUUCCGGGCUUGGACGUCGAGGUGGAGGAUGAGCUGUUCUACGGUGAAGCCGAGGAUGGGAUGGAGUAUCUUCGCAUGGUCCGAUCUGAAGCUAACUCCCUACCUUUCCUGUUUACCGCGCCCAAACCUGCGGAUACGCCAACCGAGACGACAAAAGAUGCGAUCACAGAAGAGCAAGAGCCCGAACCAGCAUCUGCGCCAUUGCGCGACGGUAUCUUCGCGGACGGCGUCUACAUGGCCCCUCCUGCCGAACCGGAAAUCGCGCAAGCAGCUACGGGGCCACGGGAAGACGAAUACUCCGAAGCACAGUCGAGCUACUACAAUCUCCUCCACCAUCGCUUUCUCCUUCUCCGAUCCAUCCUAAAAUGCACGCCACCAUCGAGCGCGAUUGCUGCACUGGACGAUUCGCAUCCGAUCAGUUUCCCCCGACAUUCCAAGACUGCUCGCAAAGAGUGGCGACGGCUUCUGUUAGCGGUGGACCCGCAGACGGUUCAGCUGGCCUGUAUGGAUAUGGACAGUGUACUGGGUGUGCUGGGAAUAAUGGCCAGACUGAUGUCCGAAAACGUCAGAAGCGGGGAUGCGGAACGAGUCAGGCGGAUUGGAGCCUGGGCUUGGGGACUGUUGGGCAAGUGCCGCGAUGUCGGGCAACUGGGGACCGAGGAAGUGGGGGAUAUCCGAGAUUUGGGCAAAAGGGCUGUGAAGAUACUGCAAAAGAUGAGGGAGGAGGAUGAGAAGACCAAGGCUGCCCGGCGAGACGGUGAUCUAUCGAACGAGGAAUCGGAUGAUGACGAGAUUCCGGAAGACGACCACGGACAGCCCGAGAAUGCUCAAGAGAGUGAUCUGGCCGCCGAGCAGACUGACCAUGAAAUGCAAGAUGCGGAAAGGGAGCCGCCUGCAGAAGACCUCGACGCAGCCAAAGCGCGUCUUCAAGCGAUGCUUCAGGGCAAUGAAAAUGAGGCUCUCGAACCCGACAAAUCGGACAAUGUCGACGUCGCUAACGUCGCUGAAGAGGGCCCAAAGGACAGUACCAUUGAAGUGGCGAUGCAGACCCGUGCUAUGCUUGACAUGAUCAUCACCGUUGUUGGCGAGUACUUUGGGCAAAGGGAUCUUCUGAAGGAGCGGGAGUUAUGGAUUGAUUCCUCAUCGCCUGCCACAUAG